Messenger RNA from Oryza brachyantha (malo sina), 749 nucleotides. RefSeq names its product acyl carrier protein 1, mitochondrial. Gene Ontology annotation, molecular function: acyl binding; acyl carrier activity. Bases 105 to 497 code for a protein of 130 amino acids. The record is from RefSeq and is a predicted model, not a curated record. Gene Ontology annotation, cellular component: mitochondrion. Gene Ontology annotation, biological process: fatty acid biosynthetic process. The transcript has 2 exons. NCBI's taxonomy places the organism in Eukaryota, Viridiplantae, Streptophyta, Magnoliopsida, Poales, Poaceae.
CUUAUGCAAAGGAUCCGGAGAACAGCGACGCGCGGUGAGCUCCUCCUCCUCCUCACUCCCGGCGAAGUCAAAAUCUCAAGAGCACACGAGAGAGAGAGAGAGAGAUGGCGGCGGCAGCGCUCCGUCCGGCGAUCCUCCGCCGCAUCCGCCUCUCCCCCUCCCCGGCGGCGGCGGCGGGGGUGGGCGCUUCCCAGCCCCACGCCCUGGCGCGGUGGCUCGCGCGGCCCAUGUCCUCCCACGACGCGCACCUCACCCGCGACGAGGUCGUCGACCGCCUCGUCGACGUCCUCAAGAGCCACCCCAAGGUCGACCCCGCCAAGGUGAGCCCCGAGGCGCACUUCGAGAAGGAUCUGGGGCUGGACAGCCUGGACACGGUGGAGGUGGUGAUGGCGAUCGAGGAGGAGUUCAAGCUCGAGAUCCCCGACCAGGAGGCCGACAAGAUCGACUCGCUCCCGCUCGCCAUCGAGUACGUCGCCAACCACCCCAUGGCCGCCUGACCGCGCCGCCGCCGCGGUGAGGCUUCUCUUGAUUUUUGUUCUGCGGGAAUGAAUAAUUCGCUGGAGUCAUUCAGGAAAACUGGUCCCUGCUACUCUAGGUUAUCUUGUCGAUGUUGAUCUCUAAUGUAACAUCCACAUUUCGGUUCUGUGACUAUAUUAUGCUACUAGAUUUUACUCUUUUGUUCAAUUGUUCAUGUGGGAUUUGCUGCCUUUGAUGAACUAGUUUUGACUUUUGCGUUGCUCCAGUUUGUU